This is a messenger RNA of Dermochelys coriacea (leatherback sea turtle), 1435 nucleotides long. Its product is annotated as claw keratin-like. Lineage: Eukaryota; Metazoa; Chordata; Testudines; Dermochelyidae. The record is from RefSeq and is a predicted model, not a curated record. Gene Ontology annotation, molecular function: structural constituent of cytoskeleton. The coding region runs from base 166 to 621 and encodes 151 amino acids. Gene Ontology annotation, cellular component: intermediate filament. The transcript has 2 exons.
AUGAACAUAGGGACUAAGGCUACUUCUCCUCUCUCUCUCUUGGGCUCCAGGAAGACCUCGCUGCAAUAGUAACUGAGAUUUGAAGCCUUUCAUCCACUGGCACUUGUACCUUUUCUUUACUCUAGUCCAUGGUGUGUGCUUCAGGUUUACCUACAUCCCAGAAAGAUGACUUUCUCCGGACUGUGCAAUCCAGAAUGUGGGGUGGCCCGACCCAGUCCAGUCACUGGCAGCUGCAACGAGCCAUGCGUUAGGCAGUGCCCUGACUCCGAAGUGCUGAUCAGACCCUCACCGGUUGUCAUGACCCUCCCAGGACCAAUUCUCAGCAAUUUCCCUCAACACAGUGGAGUGGGAGCCGUAGGAGCACCUGUGGUUGGACCUGGUUUUGGGGGCUCAUUGGGUCAUGGGGGAUUGUACGGCUAUGGAGGCCGUUACGGAGGAUGGUAUGGUUUAGGGGGAUAUAGGGGUUACGGUGGCCAUUGGGGUUAUGGGGGAUGUGGUUAUGGGGGAGGGAUCCUGGCCAUCUCAUUAGGCGGUUACCUGGGUGGUUAUGGUUAUGGGGGAAUAUGCGGUUCUCGGGUAUCUUGCCAUAGGUACCUUAGUGGAAGCUGUGGGCCAUGCUAAACCCAGCGGAACAUCCAUGGAAGAAGGAAGAACCAGGAAAUGAACAGCAAGAUCCAGAUUCACCCCUGACCUUUUGGGCAUGGCUUUCAGAAGUGUUGUGCAAACAUAGCUCCACUUGAAGUCAGUGGGAGCUGUGUGUGCUCAGCACCUUGGUCUGAUAGCCAUGCUGCAUUUCUAAUGUUACGCUUUAGGACUCUUUCUGCUAAGACUUUGCCAGCCAUGUGCUGAUUCUCACUUUCACAUGUGGACUCAUUCUGAAUUACACGCAGGCUGUUUAUACUAACCCCGCAGGGUGAAGGCAACAGGGGCCUGAAGACAGGCAUUAUUUACAUUUAUUAUCACUUUAAGUCCCUUGAGAGAGGGAAAAAGAGAUCUUGAUGUCAAGCAGAAUUAGGCCAUAUAUGUUCUAUCCUUUUCAUCAGUCCAUACCUCUAGUGUCAUGCUUUGACCUUUGCUGCGGAAGAUGUCUAAUGGAGAAGCUGCAUAGUUCCUGCUUCUCUUUUGCUUUGUCUCAUUACCCAUCGAUUGGGGUAGAAUAAUAAACUUAAAAUGGUUACAGUGGGGACUCAUUUGUCAACCUCUGCAGCUGCAACAAAACACAAAGAACAUUGUGUCUGAAGUACAUCCCAUUGAGGCCCGUGAUCGGUCGCAGAUCUCCUUUAAAUUCUGGAAAUACAUUCUUUCUGCUCUGUACUAUUUCUUCCUGUAACUCUGUACUGCCAAUUGCAUUUGAAUUAAAACCUAUGCGGCAUCAUAAUAUCAGUCUCUGGUUCUCUUUGUUUCUCCCUCCUCGUUUAAAAAUCGCGCUGGAUGA